GCUCCGGAGAGACUGAAAAGCAAGAGAGAUGCAAGAGACGCUAUAAGAGAGAGUUUGGAGCAACUUUUGAUAAAGACAGCACGAAUAAAGGAGCGCGAGUGUAGCCGAAGACAGGGACUGUCCUCUUUUUUUAUAAAGACUGAGCGUCACUGCAGACGGCAUCACCAUCGUCUUCACCAUCUGUGUCUAAUAAGCGGAGAGAACAAAUCUGGAAUCUGGAUUUGCGUUAAGAAAGGUUGUGUUUCUGUGACGGCUGAUCAGCCAUGAUCCUGAACACCUCUGAUCUGGGCUGGGAUGAGUCCUCAGGUGCUGAAUCCUUCUUCCCUCUGGACCUGCUGGAUAGGUCCCCCAAAUAUGAAGUCCCACCCCUCACCGUGUGGGGUGUGGCCCUGUGUGUUUCAGGAACUCUCAUCGCAGCUGAAAAUGCAAUAGUGGUCACCACCAUCUUGGCCACCCCGUCUCUUCGUGCCCCUGUUUUCCUGCUACUUGCGAGCCUCGGACUGGCUGACCUCCUGGCGGGUGUUGCUCUGAUCCUGCACUUCCUCUUCCUGUUCUGCGUGGAGCCCAGCGAGUGGUCAGAAUUGGUGACCUCUGGACUGCUGGUAACAUCACUCACUGCCUCACUCUGUAGCCUGAUGGGUGUCGCUUUGGACCGAUACCUGUCCUUAAGCCAAGCCCUCACCUAUGGUUCAAGCCAAUCUCGUCACAGAGCCGCCAUCCUUCUGCUGCUGGUCUGGUUGGGUGCUUGCAUCAUAGGGGCGGGGCCUGCGAUGGGGUGGCACUGUCUGCAAGAGCCAAACUCCUGUUCUGUAGCAAGACCUCUGACCCGGACAUACCUAUCACUUCUGUGUGGUGGCUUCCUGGUGGUUGUCAUGAUAACACUACAAUUGUAUGCUGGGAUCUGCCGUGUUGCCAGGCGGCAUGCCCAUGCCAUCGCUACCCAGAGGCACUUCCUACCUGCCAACCAAUCAUAUGCAAGCAAACACAGCAGUGGGAGGGGCUUCUCUCGGUUGAUCCUGGUGCUCAGUGUGUUUGUGGGCUGCUGGAUGCCUUUCUCACUCUGGGGGCUGCUGGGAGAUGCUUCCAGCCCUCCUCUAUACACCUAUGCCACCCUGGUGCCAGCGGCAGGGAGCUCGCUGCUGAACCCAAUCCUCUACAGUCUGAGACACAAAGACAUUCGCAAGGUGCUGCUCCAGGCCUGCUGCCCCAACAGAUACACACAAAACCCGCACACACACAACCCCGUUGAUGUGUAGACUGCCAAACAUUGCCAAAACACACAAUCUAUGCCAGACAUAUCACUGUUUGUGUGCCAAGAUACACACAUAGCUGCAUUGACUAUCAUCCAAGUCCAGAACAUGAAGUCCAAUACUCCCACACGUGCAAGCAGCACUUCUCUGAGAGAUGAAGGCCUUCUGAGUAUCAGAAUGUCCUGCACCGCCCUGGCGAGCGGCCAUCUUUGGACUGAAUCGAAACAUACUGUCUUUUGAGUACUUUGUGCCUCGUCCUCAGCCAAUUGUAGAUCCACUGGAUCCCCAAACUGAAACAAUCACAGGGACAUUAUAUUUACCACCACUCUUUGAGGGUGGCUAUAAUGACCUUUGGCACUUUAAUGCGAUGAGAGAGGAUGUGUUUUUAAAUGUAUAUCUAUCACAGUUUGAUGAUGUAUGUGAUCCAAAGCCCAAUUUGAUUUACUUGAAUCUGUAGAAAACACAAUGUUCUAGACCUAGACCUCUAGAGUCUAUUUUGCACAUGCUGUUGAAGGCACUUGAGAGGUACUGACCAGUUGUUCAUGUUGCACAGCCUUUUUGAAAUGAAUGAAUAUUUUAUACUGAUGAAUAAUAAAUAUGUCUUUUUCUACCA
Messenger RNA from Labrus bergylta (ballan wrasse), 1863 nucleotides. It is a transcript of the gene gpr3, whose product is annotated as G protein-coupled receptor 3. The record is from RefSeq and is a predicted model, not a curated record. Gene Ontology annotation, molecular function: G protein-coupled receptor activity. Gene Ontology annotation, biological process: adenylate cyclase-activating G protein-coupled receptor signaling pathway; regulation of metabolic process. Lineage: Eukaryota; Metazoa; Chordata; Actinopteri; Labriformes; Labridae. Gene Ontology annotation, cellular component: cytoplasm; plasma membrane.